Molecule: messenger RNA, 1765 nt
Organism: Nannospalax galili (Upper Galilee mountains blind mole rat)
Lineage: Eukaryota; Metazoa; Chordata; Mammalia; Rodentia; Spalacidae
Gene: Cops4
Product: COP9 signalosome subunit 4
Exons: 10
Coding region: 164-1384 (406 amino acids)
Cellular component (GO): cytosol; COP9 signalosome
Source: RefSeq, a predicted model, not a curated record
CCCUGGGGGCGGAGCUAAUUCCGGCUCGCGUCCUCGGCGCUCUGGCCCACAAAGACGCUACUCUAUCGUACCGCGGGUUCCCUCUGCUUGCCCACUGGAGGACCACACUCGUUUUCUUUUUGGCUGCGAGAGGUCCCGCAGCUGUGGCUGAGCUGGAAGAAAGAUGGCGGCGGGCGUGCGACAGGAUUUGGCUCAGCUCAUGAAUUCGAGCGGCUCUCAUAAAGAUCUGGCGGGCAAAUAUCGUCAGAUCCUGGAAAAAGCCAUUCAGUUAUCCGGGGCAGAACAACUAGAAGCAUUGAAAGCUUUUGUGGAAGCAAUGGUAAAUGAGAAUGUCAGUCUUGUGAUCUCACGACAGUUGCUGACUGAUUUCUGUACACACCUCCCUAAUCUGCCUGAUAGCACAGCCAAAGAAAUCUACCAUUUCACCUUGGAAAAGAUCCAGCCUAGAGUCAUUUCAUUUGAGGAGCAGGUUGCUUCCAUAAGACAGCAUCUUGCAUCCAUUUAUGAGAAAGAAGAAGAUUGGAGAAAUGCAGCCCAAGUGUUGGUGGGAAUUCCUUUGGAAACAGGACAAAAACAGUACAAUGUAGAUUAUAAACUGGAGACUUACCUGAAGAUUGCUAGGCUAUAUCUGGAGGAUGAUGAUCCUGUCCAGGCAGAGGCUUACAUAAAUCGAGCAUCCUUGCUUCAGAAUGAAUCAACCAAUGAACAAUUACAAAUACAUUAUAAGGUAUGCUAUGCACGUGUUCUUGAUUAUAGAAGAAAAUUCAUUGAAGCUGCACAAAGGUACAAUGAACUCUCUUACAAGACAAUAGUCCAUGAAAGUGAAAGACUAGAGGCCUUAAAACAUGCUUUGCACUGUACCAUCUUAGCAUCAGCAGGACAGCAGCGUUCUCGGAUGCUGGCUACUCUCUUUAAAGAUGAAAGGUGCCAGCAGCUUGCUGCAUACGGGAUCCUAGAGAAAAUGUACCUAGAUAGAAUCAUCAGAGGAAAUCAGCUUCAAGAAUUUGCUGCAAUGUUGAUGCCGCACCAAAAAGCAACUACAGCUGACGGUUCCAGCAUCUUGGACAGAGCUGUUAUUGAACAUAACUUGUUGUCAGCAAGCAAAUUAUAUAAUAACAUUACCUUUGAAGAACUUGGAGCUCUCUUAGAGAUCCCUGCAGCAAAGGCAGAAAAGAUAGCAUCUCAAAUGAUAACAGAAGGACGUAUGAAUGGAUUUAUUGACCAAAUUGAUGGAAUAGUGCAUUUUGAAACCCGAGAAGCUCUGCCAACAUGGGACAAGCAGAUCCAAUCACUUUGUUUCCAAGUGAAUAACCUUCUGGAAAAAAUUAGUCAGACAGCCCCUGAAUGGACAGCACAAGCCAUGGAAGCCCAAAUGGCUCAGUGAGUCCUUGCAGAACUGUGUGCACACUGCAUCAUUGCUGUUUUGUGCAGAUUGAUUUUACUGUCCCUCCAAAGCAUUUGUGUCAUGACCUUACCCAUUUCAGUCCCUUCUAUGCUGGAUUCCAUUUAAAGAAGAUACUAGGGCAGGAAGUGCAAGCAUUUAAACACAUGUAGUUCCCAUGUAUUCAGGAUCUGGGUAUUAAACUAACUCAGAUAUUUUGAAAACUUUCUUUAAGCAGAGGUAAAAUAUCUGUGGUAAGAAGUCUGGGAUUUGUGAUAACUUUGUAGUCAUUUAAAACUUAAGUGCUUUGUGCUUCUCCAAAUGUGGUUAUUCUAAUAAAUGGAGCAAUGAGCCAAAUAAAAGUAGUCCUUUGUUUUUAAUUGA